This is a messenger RNA of Momordica charantia (bitter melon), 2567 nucleotides long. RefSeq lists its product as uncharacterized. NCBI's taxonomy places the organism in Eukaryota, Viridiplantae, Streptophyta, Magnoliopsida, Cucurbitales, Cucurbitaceae. The record is from RefSeq and is a predicted model, not a curated record.
UCUCUUUGUUUGCAAAAAAGAAAGGAGACCCUUCAAUUUUGAUUUUUGACCACGCAAUUGAAACUUCCAAUUCAUGGGUCUUUCUUCUUCACCACUCUCCAAAAUAAACAAAUAUGAAAUCAAUAGAAUAACCCAAAUCCCAAAUCCCAAACCCAAAGCAUUGAGCUGGGUUUCCCACAAAACUCAAAAAAAUGCUACCCUUGAAUCCUGAUUUCCUUCUUCUACCCCAUCGAUUCCUCUCUCUGCUUCCGACCCAACUGCGAAAACAACAUUCUUAGCGAUUCUCUCACAGGUAUUGGGCGUUUUUGGUGUAAGAUCUUCUAAUGGUUGUUGUACAGGCCACCAAGCUCAGCCUCCCCAACCCUUCUCUGUCUUCCCCUCAAAUAACUUCUCUUCUCUUUGAACCCCAUUCCCUCUCUCUCGCUCUCAUGCACUCUGACUCUUCUUUCUCUCUCUACCCCUCUUUCUCCCCCCUCUCUCUCUCCUCUCUCCCUUCCCCUCAAGCAGUCGUGCCCUCUCCAUGUUCUUCUGCUGCUUUUGUUGUUCUUCAGAACUCUAAUUCCAACUCUGAUUCUAAAGUUCUUUUCGUUGUCUCCGGCCCCCACAAGGGUGGGUCUCAGAUUCUCCUCCGGUUUUACGUUCUGGAGAGUUGUAAAUUGUUCAGGAGGGCUCGAGUGGUUUGCACGCAGAAGGAUCUUCGAUCUGAUGAUAAAUUGGGGGUUUUGGUUAAUUUUAAACAUGGGCUUUCGGUUUGCCUAGCUGGGUCGGUCAAUUUCUUCGCGAUGUACUCUGUUUCGAGCUUGAAGAUUUGGGUUUUUGCGGUGAAGAUGGUGGGCGGCGACGGCGGCGAUGAUGGGAUGGGUUUGAAAUUGAUGAGGUGUGCUGUGAUUGACUGCUGCAAACCCAUUUGGUCGAUUAGCGUUUCGUUUGGGUUCUUGUUUUUGGGGGAAGAAAAUGGGGUUAGGGUUGUUAAUUUGAGGCCUUUUGUGAGAGGGCGUGGUCGAAAAGUUAGAAAUCUGAAUGCCAAUGCGACUUCUAAUGCCAGACGUGAAGUUCAAAAGUCAUUUUUGCCUCAUGGAGAAGUUUGUGGAACUUCUGGAGGCACUGACUUGAAUGGUGGUUCUCUUGUUGUUAGCAACAGUGGCUUCAAUGCACAAGCCAGCAGAAGUGAUGAUGCUGGAAGUUCAGCGGUUUGCAAUGGAUACUUGGAUGGGAAGUUGGAUAAACAUUCUGUUUCUGUAAGACCAAGAUCUGUAAAAUUGAGACAAGAUUCAACCGAAGGAGGAUUAUAUUUUGUGGCGUUGAAGGGGAGAGGAAUUGAAGACCUGAAAUCUGCAAAAAUGAUGUCAUUAAAGGCAAUCUCAAUUCAAGCACUGUCCCCCAAGAAAAUUUUGAUCCUGGACUCUGUUGGUGGUUUACAUCUGUUGCACAUUGCUAGCACUGCCAAUGGAUCUGACUUUUCUUGCAACAUUCGGCCAUUGCCUCAUCUAAUGAAAGUUCAAAUGCUGACCAGUCUUCCUGAUAUAUCAAUAAGGAACCAAACUGUCUGGCUAGCUGAUGGGCAUCAUUCUAUGCACACGAUGGUGAUACCUGAUGUUGAUUCUGAUGUCACUGAAAAUAGGGGAAACGAGAGUGAGGAAUUCCUAAUGAAAAUAUCAGUUAUGCAAGUUAUAUUUGCUGGUGAAAAGAUUCAAGACAUAAUGUCCUUGGCUGCGAAUGCUGUUUUAAUUCUUGCACAAGGAAGCUUAUAUGCGUAUACAAUUUCCUGAAGUUGCGUUGCUGACUUUUUUGAAAGGACAUUUUCAUUCAAGGCUGUGUUAAAUGAUCUCUUCCAGAGUGGAGGCUUCUCGGCUUCAUGUUCCGCUCAAAUCCUAGAAAUGUGGUCUUCUAAUUAUCGUGUCACUGUAAGUCAAUACCAAGGGAGUCGAGAACUGCAGUUUUCUAACAAAUGCAUGGUGCAUAAGACUCAGAAAGACUCAACUCUGAAUAGAUUUUAGGGGGAAGUUUGUCAAAGGCAAAGCUGGAAUCCUUUAAAAAUGUGCUGCGAGGGCUUUGUUCGAGAGAAAUCAGAUGAUUUUUGAAGGACCACACUUGGGAAUAUGCUUUUAUGGAGUUCUGAAAUUCUGAAGAUGGAAGUCUUUCAACAGCAUAAAGCCACCACUCUGCUGUGUUUUGCCUUGGCCUUGCAUCCAUGAGCUGCAAGACAAGUUUGGGGCCAAGAAACGAGCAUGCUAGCUGUUGGUUUGUCUAUUUCGUCCUUAUCUUGGUUCAACUAGCAGAAAGAAUUUCGUAUGUUCAUCCGACCCGCUAUCAUGAAAAGAUACAACACAACAGAGGCCUUCUGUUGGUUUUACUGUUGCAAGAUGAAUGUCAUAACUCAUAAUUGCAUGGAUCCUCCUUACUCCCAACAUUCUAGUUUGAAUCUAUAUAUGCAUCUACUAGGACUGAUUUUAAUCAAGGAAUGUAUGUAGUUAGCUUUUUAGUUUGCUAUUUAAUUCUAAUGCCAACUAUUGUCCUAAUAUAUUAGCUUCUUUUUCCUAAAUACAGUUGGUAUUACUUUUUGAUGA